AGUAUAAUCCAUCUUACCCCACGGUACUAUAUUUUUAGACAGCUUAAGUUGCAGGUACAGAGCAACGGUAAUAUGUCUAAGUCCCGGAUUAUUGUACUGACUGUAAUAGUUUCCUUACUGGGCAUUGGGCUUGGCGUUAUUAUCGGAUAUUUCGGACACCCGAACCAGAAUCUGAACAUUCCGGCUCCUGUUGUACCAACUGAAGACCCAACGAUUAGUCAACUCCUAAUGAAUGAACUUAGUGCAGAUAACAUCAAAGAAAACUUAAGAACAUUGACGCAAUCACCCCAUAUUGCUGGUCGUGAUCAAGACGACGUUGUACUGGUUGAUUUGAUUAAGCAACGUUGGUUAAAUGAUCUAGACUCCGUGGUCAUACACCCAUACAAUGUCCUACUUUCUUACCCCAAGCAAAACGAUUCAAACUACAUUUCGAUAAAGCUUGAUAAUGGGACAGAAAUUGACGUUUCUCAACGCAAAGAACUUGUGAUAGACGCAGAACAAAACAACCCGAAUGUUGUGGAUCCUUUUAAUGCUUAUUCAGCUGCUGGAGAACCAGAGGGUGAUCUGGUGUAUGUAAACUAUGCGAGAAUCGAAGAUUUCUUUCAUUUGAAUAGAACAAAAAUGAUAAGCACUGUUGGAAAGAUCUGCAUCUCAAGAUACGGGGCCAUAUUUCGUGGAGAUAAAGCCGUCCACGCUGAAUUAUACGGAUGCAUUGGACUUAUUAUUUAUUCCGAUCCCAUCGACUACACCGUACCAUGGUCAGGAGUUUAUCCUGAAGAUUGGUAUUUACCAUCUACUGGAGCACAAAGGGGAACUUUAUGGACAGAUAAUGGCGACCCAAGGACACCGAACUAUCCUUCUAUACGAUACGCUCACUUGCCAAAAAUACCAGUUACCCCUAUCGGGUACAUUGACGCUGUGAAAUAUCUCGGAAAAUUAGCCGGAGAGGAAGUUAUCGAUACUUGGAAGGGGGGAAUGAAUAUUACUUAUAGAUAUGGACCAGGGUUUUCCGCAGAGCAUUCUAAUAGUAAAAUAAAGAUGUCAGUGAAGACAACAAAUCAACCUGCUAUAAUUCAUAAUGUUAUCGGAUAUAUCAGAGGAAAAGUUGAACCAGACAGAUACGUACUUUUCGGCAACCAUCGAGACGCCUGGGUGUUUGGUGCUAUAGACCCUACAAGCGGUACAGCUACCAUGCUGGAACUUACACGUGCAUUUGGGACAAUGCUAAAACGUGGAUGGCGGCCUAGAAGAACGCUAGUGUUCUGCAGUUGGGGCGCGGAAGAAUAUGGUUUAAUUGGUUCUACAGAAUGGGUGGAGGAAUUGCAAAAAGAGCUGCAGGCAAGAGCCAUCGCAUAUCUGAACGUUGAUGCUGCCGUGCAAGGGAACUUCUCGUUAGCGGCAAACGGUGUCGCAAGUUUGAACCAAGUCGUAUUUGAUUCUACGAAACUUGUUUCGAAUCCAAACCCCGCUGAAGUAUCUGAAGGCCGAAGUACGGUGUAUGAUACUUGGAAGCACAGAUCACCUUCCAGUAGUGAAGAUGUACCUUCAAUCGGUGGUUUGGGAUCGGGUAGCGACUACACAGCGUUUCUACAAGUUCUGGGAAUCGCAAGCGUUGACCUAAGACACACAUAUGAUAGGUCAAUCGGUCUUGCGUCGUAUCCAGUUUACCAUUCAGUUUACGAAACUUUCUCGUUGGUGGAAAAGUUCGUUGACCCUGGCUUUCAAUACCAUGUAUCUGUAUCACGAGUUUGGGGCGAAAUUGGUCGCAAACUCGCAGACUCUCCUGUACUGCCUUUGGAUUGCCGUUUAUAUGCCCAAGAUCUAGCAAAGAAAAGAGACGACUUGAUAACAUACUACGGAUCUGAUAUGGAAAAAAAUGGAGUCGAUUUUGCUCAGCUCAACGAGUCAAUCAGAAUCUUCAUCCAAUCUGCGAAUGAAAUUCACCAAAGAAUACAAAGUAUCGACAUAUCAAAUGCAUACGAGACUCGUGCGAUUAAUGAUCAAUUGAUGUUAUUGGAAAGAUCUUUUAUUGAUCAGAAUCCGCUACCAGGACGCGUUGCUUACAGACAUGUAGUAUCUGCACCGUCCCAGCACAACAGUUACGGUUCUACAGCCUUUCCUGCAGUAGUUGACGCCAUGUUUGAUAUUGAUGCGGACCCCGAUCCAGUUGGAAGAUGGAACGAAGUUAAAAAACAAUAUUCGAUUUUGGUUUUUCAUAUUCUGUCUGCUGCAGCGGCUUUAAAGCCAGCAGUACCGACAUAAGGCAUAUACGCAUGUGUUUUGUGUGUUGAGUUUGUAAUUAUUUUUUGUUUAAUUUAGAGAUCAAAGUAGUUACAAUAAACGUCCAAUUUGUUGU
Messenger RNA from Ciona intestinalis (vase tunicate), 2356 nucleotides. The record is from RefSeq and is a predicted model, not a curated record. NCBI's taxonomy places the organism in Eukaryota, Metazoa, Chordata, Ascidiacea, Phlebobranchia, Cionidae.